AUGACCCAGCAGCCUCUCCGUACAGUCGUCGUUCUCGGCACCUCUUAUGGUGGCCGCAAUGCCUCCAAGCUGCUGGCUGAUGGGCUACCGCCCAACUACCGCCUCAUCGCCAUCGACAGGAACACUCAUUUCAAUCAUGUUUAUGCUUUCCCCCGCUACACUACCAUGCCCCAGCAUGCUCCUAAAGGUUUCAUACCCUACAAAUACAUGCUCGAUCCCCAGCCCCCAGCACCUUCGGAUCCUCUCACACCGCCCCAGACACCGCCCGCUGAGGCCGCUAAUCUUCCCGACGACCAGCAAAAACUCUCGGCUGCUCGAUCUCGCCACCAGUUCAUUCAGGCAUGCGUCGUCAAACUCUCUGCUCACUCGGUGACCAUCGUCCGACCUACGGGCGACGGAAAAGCUACCGAGGGACAAACCUCCAGGUCAAAGGGUAACAUGACCUAUGGCGAGUUUGACGGACCUGAAGAGACGAUCCACUUUGACUAUCUCCUAUACGCGCUCGGAGCUACCCUCCCUGGCCCUGUCAAUGUCUGGCAGACAGUUGACAAGGCUGCGGUCGGCGAUGAGAGGCAAUUGGGUACAAAGAAGUGUGGUCUGAGGUUCAUGAAGCUCCAACAUGACAAGUUUGAAAAGGCAGAGAGGAUCCUGAUCGUUGGUGGAGGUGCGCUCGGGAUAGAGUAUGCGGGAGAUCUCAAGUAUCUCUGGCCGGACAAGAAGAUUACCCUGCUUCAUUCAAGAACUCGGAUGAUGCCGAGGUAUGACAUUGAACUGCAUCUUCAAGUCGUCGAACACCUGGCAAAACUUGGAGUUGAGAUUGUCCUCGGUGAACGAGUCAUGACAUGGCCCGACGAACCCGAGAUUUUGGAUGGCAAGCCCAAGAUUGUCACCACCGACAAGGGACGAACGUUCGAAGCCGACCUUGUGCUCCCAUGUACAGGUCAGAAAGCCCACGUAUCCCUCAUGGCUGAAGUGGAUCCCUCCCUGAUUUCUGUUACUACCGGCCGUAUCCUCGUUCUCCCUACCCAGCAAGUCCACUCUGGGCCCAUCCCUUCCUCUGCCAUAGACUCCACCGCGGAGCAGCUCUCAAAGCUUAACUUCACCGCUCCUCUCACACCUCCAUCCUCCGCAGCCUCCAUUACUACAGGCAGUGCAGAUGGCAGCACUGCACCAGACUAUAGCCAUAUAUUCGCCAUCGGUGACUGCGCCGAGACCUCAGCCAUUCAAGCUGGGCACACGGCCUACUGGAUGGGCGAAGUCGCCGUUCGUAACAUGAUGCGUCUCAUUGACAGAAGAGAGGGAGGCCCAAAGAAGGACGAAGUAUUUGAGAAUUACAAGCCAGGACCUCCGGCUAUCAAGAUAACUCUUGGUAUUGUUGACGCGGUGAUUGCGAAUGGGGAAGGGGUGAAACCCAACAAGGAAGGAGUGGAGGAUAUGCACUCCAUGGUCAUGUGGCCGGGGCUCAAUGCGGAGGGCUUGAACGUGAUGGAAUAG
This is a messenger RNA of Cryptococcus wingfieldii CBS 7118, 1494 nucleotides long. Its product is annotated as oxidoreductase. The transcript has 5 exons. Bases 1 to 1494 code for a protein of 497 amino acids. NCBI's taxonomy places the organism in Eukaryota, Fungi, Basidiomycota, Tremellomycetes, Tremellales, Cryptococcaceae. The record is from RefSeq and is a predicted model, not a curated record. Gene Ontology annotation, cellular component: cytoplasm. Gene Ontology annotation, molecular function: flavin adenine dinucleotide binding; electron-transferring-flavoprotein dehydrogenase activity.